Ictalurus punctatus (channel catfish) is the source of this 6188-nucleotide messenger RNA. RefSeq names its product zinc finger, CCHC domain containing 24 (gene zcchc24). The record is from RefSeq and is a predicted model, not a curated record. The transcript has 5 exons. Bases 296 to 1039 code for a protein of 247 amino acids. Gene Ontology annotation, molecular function: nucleic acid binding; zinc ion binding. NCBI's taxonomy places the organism in Eukaryota, Metazoa, Chordata, Actinopteri, Siluriformes, Ictaluridae.
UGAAUACGCAAUGAGGUCCUAGCUGUGGCUGUGCAAAUAAAGAGAGAUAACGGGCCGCGAACAACGCGUUUUAAACACCCUUUUUUGUUAUGACAUAUUAGAGGAAUAGUUUAACGAGUGACUGACAGGGAUCCCAGUGAAGGAAUAUCGCUGUUCGAGCUGGGAGAAGGGCGACAUUUCCAGUUGUGGGGUGUGGAAAAGCCCGGGACGCGCCGUUAUAAACUUAGCCCUGCAAGUCUCCGAAGUGUCUAAAACAAGUGACUGUGGCAGAGGAGAAAGUUCGCCGCAGUUAAAGAUGAGCUUGUUGUCUGCCAUUGACAGCAGCACCUCGGUGUACCAGCCCGCACAGCUUUUAAAUUGGGUUUAUCUCUCUUUACAAGACACGCACCAGACCAGCGCUUUCGAUGCUUUCCGACCCGAAGCGAGUUCUGGCCAUCCGGAUCUGAGCUACAGCAAAACCCCUGCAGCCGAGCUCAGCUCCUCUCUCAGCUCCAACUAUAUCAACAGCUUCUUUCAGCUCCAGCGCAACGAGGCCUUGACUAAUGGCUUAUAUAAAAGCGUUUCUCCAUAUGGCUCUCUGAACAACAUCGUGGACGGGCUGAACUCUCUAACGGACCACUUCUCCGACCUCUCCCUGACCUCUGAGCCGCGCAAGCCCAGCAAGAGACCUCCGCCUAACUACCUGUGCCAUCUCUGCUUUAAUAAGGGCCAUUACAUCAAGGAUUGCCCUCAGGCUCGGCCCAAAGGUGAAGGACUGACACCUUAUCAAGGAAAGAAGAGAUGUUUUGGAGAGUACAAAUGUCCCAAAUGCAAAAGGAAGUGGAUGAGUGGAAACUCCUGGGCCAAUAUGGGACAGGAGUGUAUCAAGUGUCAUAUCAACGUGUACCCUCACAAACAGCUCUGUAAGCUGGCUAGUACAGUCUGCCAUGUUGAAAUUCAUUUUCAUUCACACGAUGUCCUCAAACAAUGUGGUCGUUUCCUGAACUCGGGGAGGAUGUCUUACAGCCAAGGUGGACUGAGAGAGAAGAUCCAAGGAUAGACACUAUGUCGCUAUGGUUAUGGUUUCUAUUGGGUGAUUACAUGAAAGUGUCUCAAUAAUGUCCACAUAAAAGUCCAGUAAGAAAACUCUACCAGAGAUUCAUUUAAACAGCAUUCAGAACUGCUUCCAUCAGUCUCCAAUUUAAUGUCUUGCUCUGGGAGUGCGACUGACAUCUUGUAUGAGCAGACUAGAAGCAGAGGUGUAAUUCUACAGUCUCAAAGUUUGCUGCUUGACUGUGCUCUUCUCCUGUUUGAAGGUAAUUCAUUCUAGUUAUUAGGCACAUAAGCCAAAUGCUUAAUCCAGAGCGGUAUCUGAUAUUCCCUAAUAUUAUCAUUCACAAAGCUCUUCACUCUUGAAUAAACACUCUAGUGUAAUUCUACAUUGCCUCCUCCCAAUGACCCGUGUUAGCCUGAUUUUCCAUCAUUUAUAAAAUACAGCUGAGACACACUGGAAAGAAUAACAGGGUUAUGAAAGGAUUCAGCAGCAGCAAUGAGUGGGAAAACAAAUUAUUGUGGAGGUAUUGUUAGUGAUCAACAGCCAAAACCUGCUGGCUCCCACACAUAUUCUCAGGGUCGUUUGCAUAAUUUCCAAGAAUAGUAUUCACCUUAACUGUCAUGCUGGCAUGAAACUUUGUAAAACAAGAGUAAAUGUACAAGAGAGAUGGAAUCCUGAAAUGAUUUCCAAUACCACUGAAAUUGUUUAAGUGAUCAGAAUAUAAUCUCCAAUACCAGUUUUAUGAUGUUCGACACACCCUGUCUGAUGGAUCCAGACUGUGGUUUGAAAGCUGAACUCACAUGAUUUUCCAUAAUACUGGUCUUCAAGGCCUCAUCACCAUUUUUAAAGCAGCCACAGCCCUAGUCGGGUAUUGAGGUGAAGAACGAUUUAUGGUAACCAAUUUGAACUCAACUUUGACCAUGAAUGGCGGUGUAUUCUCUUUUCCCAGCGUCCUCUGGAGAAGCCUGAUGGCCUGGAUGUUUCUGACCAGAGCAAGGAGCACCCGCAGCAUCUGUGUGAGAAGUGCAAAGUCCUGGGCUACUACUGCCGCCGAGUGCAAUAAAGACCUGCAGGUCUGUGCCCACUGCCCAUCUUCCCUUGUGCCCUACCCACGAAGAGCUCCAAGAAAAAGUGAAAUGUGCCAAAAUGUUCUUGUAAAUAUCGCUAAUGCAAUUAUGGCCUUAUGUAUCAAAAGUAUAAAACACAUUUAUUUGAUAUAUGUGUAUAAUUGAUGAUAGAAAAUAUGUUUUAGAAAGGCGUCACUGCCAGUAUUGAUACUGGGCACAAUGGGUGACCUUAACCUUGUGCUCUCUGACUGCGUGUUUACAGACUGCCGUUAUUUUCCCUGUCAAGUGAACUAUGUGGAUGUGCUGAGUGGUAAAGGUAUUAUAUUAGUUCAGUCACACAGGGCUGAGUAUGCCUUGCAAUAUUCUUUGGGUCAGCAGCACACCAAUUUAACUGUGAAUUAACAGGGGAUAUCGUACUAAUCAUCCCUGGCUUUUAUUUGCAUAUUUAUUUGUUUUUAUAUCGUCGUGCAAUUGAUUCAACUAAACUGGGAUUUGUAUGCACAUAUUGUUUAACCCCACCUCUUGCCAUUAGAAACUACUGUAGGAUAGAAUUGUUGUGUAAGAAACUUAGCUAAGUUCCUACUUUUGACGUCCAUGUUAUAUGUAUGUAUGUAUGUAUGUGUAUAUAUAUAUAUAUAUAUAUAUAUAUAUAUAUAUAUAUAUAUAUAUAUAUAUAUAUAUAUACACACACACAUAUAUAUAUAUAUAUAUAUAUAAAACGGCAUGCAAGAUAACUUAACCAAACACUACAGCAUUCAGCAGUCAGGAAGUUCCAGAGUUAACAUUUUGUAGGUUUUGUUUUGUUUUUGUUUUUUUGACAACAGUGAAAUGCAACAUACACAAGUCUUAGUCAUGUUACUGAGCAGUAGCACAUGUAGAGUCACAGUAUUCCAGGUCUGAAUGCUACAGGUCCUUUAUUCUGUUCAGGAUAGAAUCAGUAUUAGAACCUCCACGUAUCGUUGCAAAUGUGGGUACUGUUACAUUUAAGAUGUCAUGAUGUUUAAGGCCUGCUAAAGGCAGGAUCCUGACCUUUGUGUAUCUAUGCAAUCCUACAUUGGUUUUGUCUUCAAAUAGCCGAAGUGCCACGUUUAUGGUGUAUUAAUAGCAUUUAUUAGUGGAUCUAAAAGUACUAAGAUUAUGUGCUAAAAUCAGUCAGAUCAGCUCUGGUGUAUGCAUACUUAUCUGAUAUCUGUCAAGUUCUAUAAUGGUGUAAGAACUCCUUUUGAAUUUAUAUGACAGUUUUUUGAUACACAGGCUUUAGGGACAGUAGUGAUAUCACACACAAAAAAAAUCAUAUUUCAUCUCUUCUAAAGAUUUAUACAUCAUGGCUGUAUAAAAGCUUUGCUUCUUCCAAAUUACCAAUAGCAUUGGCAGGUGAUGGAUUUAGUCCCAUCAGUGCAGUGAUUUUUGGGAAAUAAUUGCCAGUCUAGAUGAAAUGGAGGUAACGUGGUUGAAAAGUAAGAAAAGGACAUUGUAUGUUAUAUUGAAAAGCGUUCAAAACGUCUAGAACUGACAAGACACGGUUUGGCUAUGCUUGAUCAUAGGAUAUCUUGGAAGUAUUUGAGGAAUGUAGUUUAUUGUAAAGAAUUUAUCAUGGGAGAAGGACAUAAAAUAUUACUUACAAGAUGGAAAGACUAUACUGUAGUUUACCUCUAUUUUAUAAGCAAUUACUUUACAUACUUAGUGGUCACAUCUGAGUGUGAUCAAAGAGCAGUUCGUAUUUUAUAAGUUUAAAUGUAGCUUUAUUUUGUAUAACAAUGGUCAUUUGUAGACACAUUUGUAAGCAUUUGCUGAUUGAAGUUAUUACAGGCAGAAUAUUAUCUUGUCAAAAGUCUAGAUGUACAUAUAAAGUGAAACGCAUUUCUUGAUUAUAUAGAAUGUGUAUAAUUGUUUACUAAACUUUAGAAGUCCUAACCUCAUAUAUAUAUAUAUCAGAGACAAACUGAUACUAUAAGAAGUAAACUAUGCCUGAAGGGACAAGUGUAAAACGCUUUAAGAGGUGAUGUGAAACGUUGAGAUUCCAGGAGGUAAAUGUCAUGUCUCAUGCUGGUCUAAGAUGUGAAUUUGAUGGGGCGGUAAAGUAACGAACCCAUUAGCACUGAAAACAUGAAACCAUCGUAUAUUUUUCCCUCCAUAUAAAACUGUUUGUGGUGCCUUGGAUUUGAUUACCUGGCGGUAAAUCAUCACUACAGUCUGCUGCCGGGGAAUCAGUAGCGAGAUAGAAAGAUCACAGUCUCAAAAAAAAAAGACAAAAAGCUCUGUGCACAAUCGGUCACACCAUUUCAUCAGUGUUAGUCUUCUGCUAGAGCUUCUUCAUUACUCAAUCAAUGUCGUUUUACUGUGGAAUCUUGUUGCUAAUAGCUCUUCUGUGCCCACAUUGGUACAUGGCAAGUUUUACUUCCAGCCUCAUUUAGCUUGGAAGCAGUUACACUGUGUUUUGAUCAUCGUCAUAGGAGAGCAGCCAGAGCCUGUUUUUUCUCAGUGAAAAGCCAAGACUUCAGUGUAAUCGCUUGCUGCUGAUUCCUAAAUGUUCACCACAAACCUGUCUGCAUCACUAUUCCUAAAUAAUAUUUUCCUCAGAAGUUAAUUUCCUGAUCUCUCAAAGUAGUUGCUAUUUACUCUCACGCACCCUUUCAGGCUUAAAGAUUAUACUGAUUAGGAGCACAACUUCCUUUGAAAAGCUUCACUGAUUUAUAAAAGUCAUAAAAAGAACAGAUUAUUAUGGCUGAGAUUAGAAUGACAUUUUUUUUUUUUUUUUAAGGCCUGUUAUUGACGUGCUCGUUUUUGCUCUUGCAGCCGGAGAGGCCUGGAGCGAUUGCAGAUAGUGAUGUACAUGCAUUUAUAGUACAAGUGCUUUUGCGCAUGUGUUUGUCUUGAAAUACGUAUACUUGACUUUUAUAGCUCACUUUCAGCAUAAAACUUAUUUUUGUGAACGAUAUGUGUAUUUUGGAAACCAGUAUAGAUGUGGAAAAUUGUGGAAAGCAGAUGCGAUUUUUUUUUUCCCUUUCAAAGAUACAAUUUUAUGUUUGCUUCUCUGUAUAUAUUCGAUGGCCGUCAUUUUUAAGUUAGCUCUUUUAAAACUUAUGAUGCAAUAUUAAAAUUGUUUAUGCGAAAAAGGGCAGAUUUUUGAGAUACAAAAGAGCUGGGAGUUUUUACAUUGUUUUACACUAAUCUUGGGUUUUAUCCUACAGAAAUAUUUAUGGAAGGUCUUUCUGCAUUUUCUUUUUCUUUUUUUGUAUAAAAAGCAACAGAACUACACUAUGAAGGAAAUAUUGAUGAUGACAUAUUAUUAUUCAUAAUAUAAGGUUGGUACAUAAUUAUUAUGCCCUUUCAAGCCAUUUUAUGUUUUGUUAUUUUAGACAUUCUCAGUAUAUAUGGUAACUUUUCAUACUACAAAUAUAAGUGCUUUAAUACGACUAUAAAAUCACCGUGUGUCUGCACAGAUGUUUUGAAUAGCAGUUCUAGGAAAGCAAUAACAUUGUAAUAACUAACACUUCAUGUAAAAGACUGACUCACACCACUGUAAGUCAAACUGUAUCAAACUGUGAGUGUUUUAAUGUCACCAGUUAAUGCCAAGUCAAGGAAUGAAUAUGAAUUUUCUUCAUAGUUUUUGAAAUCGAGAUUUGCUUAAUUGUGUGAGACAAAGAACUGUAGUUGAGUUUGCAUGUGCAUGUAUUUUAACAGAGUUAAUAAGUAUACUUUUGUGCAAUUUAUUAUUUAAUAUUAGUUCAUGUCAUUUCUUGGAGACGUGCUUUCAUAGAGUUCACCUCGCAAAUAACUGAUUGUUAUAAUUAAAUGCCUUUAUUCACGUGUAGAGUAUAUCGAUUAAUACAUAUUUACUGAAUGUACUGAUGAGUCUCUCAUGUGAUAAGUUAGAAACACAUGUUUAUGUUUAUAAUGUCUGUAACAUUUUUGAAAUCAUAUUGGAUUGGACGGAGCAACAGCGUGAUAAAGGAGGUUUUUAAAGAGAGAACAACUGUUGCUUAAUGUCCAUGAAAUGGCAUUCCGAUAUGUGCCUUAUUUGUUAGUUAGGAAAAUCGAAUACUUUGUGCUUUUAGGGUUUGUCAAAUUAAAACAUUGAAUCUAAA